Messenger RNA from Mizuhopecten yessoensis (Yesso scallop), 1618 nucleotides. RefSeq lists its product as uncharacterized. The transcript is spliced from 2 exons. Bases 280 to 1275 code for a protein of 331 amino acids. The record is from RefSeq and is a predicted model, not a curated record. NCBI's taxonomy places the organism in Eukaryota, Metazoa, Mollusca, Bivalvia, Pectinida, Pectinidae. Gene Ontology annotation, biological process: positive regulation of transcription initiation by RNA polymerase II. Gene Ontology annotation, molecular function: DNA binding; zinc ion binding; transcription coactivator activity.
AAAUAUAAGUAGUCGACAUGUUUAAAAGAUAUUAUUAGUCAUGUAAUGGAAAAUAUGUGUUUCCCAUACCAUAAACACUUUACCCUCAGAAUAUGACACAGAUAACGAUUAUAAAUACUUACUCAGCAUAGCGUGCUGUGGUUUAUCAAUCAACAUAACGCGUUAUAACAUGUUUACAGACGGAGAUAACGGCAAUAUGAAACCUCGAAAGGUAGGUGUAUUGUACUGUGUAUUGUACAUUGCAUCACUGCUGGUCAACGAUACGCGCCUUCCGAAAAAAUGUGUAACGUAAGUUUCUGUGUGGAAUACAACGGGCCUAGAGCCAAGCGUGACGAAUGUGUUGUUUGUGGGGCUACAAUACAGACCAAAGGCUGCUUAAAGAUGGGUUGUUUUAGCGAAGAUAACCAAGAGGAGCAACAAUGGUAUCACUUCAAGUGUUUCUGGCAGGGCAGCAAAUACAAACAUAUCUUAAUGCAAGAAGAUCCGAACUGUCCGUCGUUUGAAGGAUAUGUUGAACUGAAAUCAACAGACAAACGCAAAAUAGGUUCAGCAUUGAAGGAACUUCAAAAACAUUCAUCUGAAGGUACAGGAAUAGCUCACGGGUUAAAGAGUGGUACAACGAACAAAGACAAAGCCUCUUCCUCAAGCUCUUCAUCAGCUACCAGGCUGGAGACCAAAACGACACGUCUGAAAAGACCAAGUGGUAAACAUAUGUUCCGUAUUCAUAAAGACUCCAUGAAGUAUAUACAAAUCAAAAGAUACAGGCAAGGUGUGUUUGUUACUUUAACCGAGUUUUACUGGAACGAGUCGGUCAAGUCAUGGCUGCCCACCUCAACUAGCAUUCGUUUGUCCAUCACGGAAUGGGAAGAACUUUACAAGGGUCGAAAUGCCAUAGACAGUGCGAUUCAAACCGCAGAAAGAAACCUGGACGAGCCACCGCAAAAGAAAAAGAGAGACAUUACCGGUACAGCUACAUCAGAAAAUAACCUUAGAGGUACAGCUACAUCAGAAAAUAACCUUAGAGAUGACAUGGUGCUGACCUUGUCGGGUACAAGACCAGUUUGUGUGAGGACACACAUUCUAAACGACGCUAAACAAGUUGUAGUAGCUAUCGGCUUCCCAGGAACCAUCACCUACACGGACGGAAAGCCCACACUGAUGGACUGCAUGCCGGUUUCCCUGACAACGGACGAAUGGGCAAACCUGAUGCAACUCCGACCGGAAAUAAAUGAUGACAUUUCUGAUAGUUUUGAUGUGUACUGUCUUGAUGUUUGAUAUCUAGUAACGUGUCUUUUCCAGUAGAUUAUUUUAAACAUAAAUUCAGCUCUAAUGAAUACUUGUUAAUGGUUCAUUAAAAAUCCGGAAGUUAAUACAUUUCUUGGAGAUUAAAUCAUUGUGUUUUUGAUUAUACAUCAUCUACUUUCGUCUAAACUCAGCCUACUGCUUGUAUUAAAACAAGGAAUUCCCAGUAAAAUGUCUCGCUUUUUGUCAGUAAUCUGUACUGUAUAUCAUAAUGUGAUAGAAAACUUUCAAUUGGUCUAUUUUUAUUUGUUUUGUUUUGUUUAUCAUAACCUUAUUACUUACUGAAAUUAAGCAAUGAAAAUAAACUGGCAAUAUA